Coffea arabica (coffee) is the source of this 1640-nucleotide messenger RNA. RefSeq lists its product as uncharacterized. Lineage: Eukaryota; Viridiplantae; Streptophyta; Magnoliopsida; Gentianales; Rubiaceae. The record is from RefSeq and is a predicted model, not a curated record.
CUCUCUCUCUCUCUCUCUCUCUCUCUCUCUUAUUUUUUUUUCCUUUCAUUCCCGAAGAACCCCAUUCCCGCUUCCUCCGGCGUCAGUCCUCGGUGGCGAUCACCUCCUCCGGCGACACUAUCUCGGCGGCUACCACCACAUAAUCUAUAUACUCACAAGCAAUCAUCCAGGCGUAUCUAAUCUGGCCUUCUCCCUCUCUCUGGAAAACUUGUCGCAGGCGUAUCCCCUAAUCACUAUCGGAUCUCCCAAAUUUCGCGUCAUUCCAGCAAGCCCUAGCUCGGAUCAUCGGAAUUUUGUAGCUGUAACCGAUUACAAUUGCUGCCAAUUCGAAUUGAGGAUCGAAAUCUACAUACCUUCCACAUACGUUUACGUCUACCCAUUGCGGAGCCGCGUAUGCGUAUGAAAAGAACCUGAUCGACUCACAUAAUUCAGGCUCAGGAUAGAGUUCCAGAAGAAAAAUGGUGAAAUUGACUAUGAUUUCUCGUGUUACUGAUGGCUUUCCAUUAGUGGAGGGGCUGGAUGAUGGCCGAGAUAUAGAGAAUGGGCAAGGAAAAGAGACACAAUUGCACAUGCUAUCUCUUAGAAACUCUUACAGUGUUGACAAGAAGCUCUUAGAAACACAGGAUCAUCAAACUGCAGCAGACAUAACAGUUUCAAUUCAGUUUGAGAUGGAAAGAAGCAUAGCAGAUGAGCUCUACUGUGAUCUAUUGAAUGUGUCCAAUAUUCAUUUAGAUCCCAGGUCAAAUGUUGAUGGUGCAGUACAUAAUUCACAUGAUAGUGAUGGGGAUGAACUAUGGUAUGAUGAUGGAGCUUUACCCUAUGAGACAGACAAAGUUGAAAAAGCAUUUGAUAUGGAAAGGGAGUGGCAGAGGAGGCGCGAGCAAUUUCAUACAAUUGGAUAUCGUGACGGUCUGGUAGCUGGAAAAGAAGCAUCUGCUCAAGAGGGAUUUAACAUAGGCUUUAAGGAAUCUGUAUUUGUUGGCCAAGCAUGGGGUCUUGUCAGAGGCGUUACCAGUGCUUGGGUUUGUCUUCCUGAUGGGGUAAAAGAGAGGUUGGUUGAGACAGAGGAGAAAAGAAACAAGUUGCGGCAGUUGCAUGAAUCAGUGCGUGGUAUUUCGGCAACAGAUGCACUUAGGUUGUUCCAUGAUCACCUUAAUAACAAUUUGAUGGAGCAUGGGGAGAAUGCAGAAACCAGUUCCAAUGCAGGAGAUUUGCAUGCCCAAUGUUCUGGUGCAAAUGUUAUUGAACAUUAUGUCCGGGAGUUUAACUUGCUUCUUGUUCAAUGUUCUGCAAUGGAUGUGCACCUAGAAUGACUUAAAAUUGUCAUGUAAUGCGUGGAAUAUGCUUAGGUGUAUGUGCAUCCAAAGGAAAUAUAUUUGGCGUCUUUUGGAUAGCGACGCAAAACUAGGCAUCUGUCGGAUAUAUCAUUUCUGUUUUGAAGGGUUUCUCAUCUGCCUAUAUUGAGCCUGGACGUUGAAGCAUUCCUUACAAGCCAGCUGCUUGAUUGACUCUGCUUGAUCUCAAUAGUUGAAUCGUGUUCUUCUUGGCAACCUUGAAACUCUGUGAACUUUGACAAUACCACUUUUGUAACCGGAGCUUUUAUGGUUAGUAUUGUUGUAUAGUAAAAUUUGUUUUUGGUA